UUUCUCUCUCUAAGUAAGACUUUUAGUCAUCCUUAGACAUCAACCACUCAACAACUUUAACCCACCACCAAUUCUAUAAUAACCCCUUCUCUCUCCCAUUUCUCAACACAUCUUCACUUCAUUCAUAAUCCAACAAAAAAAUCAAUUGUAUCAAAAACAACAAAAACAACAACAUGGUUGGGAAGAAGAACCUAUGGUUCAUGUUCAUUCUCUCUUUGUUUGUUUCAACAACCUUAGCACAACAAACACAAACACAAACAUGUCAAUUACAAACCUUCACAAACAACGAGAAAUUCACCUCGUGUCGCGAUCUACCUCAACUCACCUCGUACCUUCACUGGACAUUCGACCGAACAACAGGAAAACUCGACAUAGCAUUCCGACACACAGGAAUCACAUCAACAAACCAGUGGGUCUCAUGGGCUAUUAACCCUAACAACGAUCUCACAUCCGCCAUGACUGGAGCACAAGCUUUGGUUGCAAUUCUACAAUCCAGUGGUUCGCCAAGAGCUUAUACUUCGUCGAUUGCGAAUGCCGGUACUCAAUUAACAGAGAGUAGAAUUAGUUACAAUCAUUCGAACUUGAGGGCUACACAUGUGAGUGAUGAGGUUACGAUUUUUGCGACGAUUAAUCUUCCUAGUGGUGUUACUUCUUUGGUUCAUCUUUGGCAAGAUGGUUCUGUGUCUGGUGGUUCUCCUCAACCACAUGCCAUGAAUAAUGGUAAUUUAAAUUCGAAGGAGAGCUUGGAUCUUCUUUCUGGUGUUACUCAAGCUGGAUCAGGUGGAGGUUCACUCAGUAGAAGAAGAAAUACCCAUGGAAUACUAAAUGCAGUGAGUUGGGGAACUUUGAUGCCGUUGGGAGCUGUAAUUGCAAGGUACUUGAAGGUGUUCAAAUCUGCAGACCCUGCUUGGUUUUACCUUCAUGUUACCUGUCAAACAGCUGCGUACAUAGUCGGUGUUGCUGGAUGGGGUACCGGUCUAAAACUCGGCAGUGACUCGGCUGGUAUUACCUACUCAACGCAUAGAGCACUCGGAAUCACCCUCUUCUGCCUUGGAACCCUUCAGGUUUUCGCGCUGCUAUUAAGGCCCAACAAAGAUCACAAAAUCAGAAUCUACUGGAAUUUCUACCAUUGGGGUAUCGGAUACGCAACGAUAAUCAUCAGCAUCAUCAACAUCUUUAAAGGGUUCGACGCAUUGGAAGUGUCCGCAGGGAACCGAUAUGAUAACUGGAAGCAUGCGUACACCGGCAUUAUUGCAGCUUUGGGUGGAAUCGCAGUGCUUUUAGAAGCUUACACAUGGAUGAUUGUGAUCAAAAGGAAAAAGUCAGAGAACAAGUUGUCACAUGCAACAAAUGGAACAAAUGGAUAUGGUCAGCAGGUGUAGGGAGAGAUAGAUAUAGAAACUGGAUUUUGGUUUGAGUUUUAUAUAAUUGAGUUUUUGCUGUUUAGACCCUUUUUGUGUAUAUUUGGUUGGUUGCAUGAGUGUAUUUUGGGUUUUAGAUUAUUCUUUCAUAGGAUAGUGAAAAAAAAUCCUGGUGUGUGGUUUUUUCCAUGCAAUUCCAGAGGAUACUUUGUCUCAGAUAUACAUAUUUUGUAUUUUUUAUUUA
Messenger RNA from Lathyrus oleraceus (garden pea), 1605 nucleotides. RefSeq names its product cytochrome b561 and DOMON domain-containing protein At5g47530. Lineage: Eukaryota; Viridiplantae; Streptophyta; Magnoliopsida; Fabales; Fabaceae. The record is from RefSeq and is a predicted model, not a curated record. The transcript is spliced from 3 exons. The coding region runs from base 174 to 1382 and encodes 402 amino acids.